AGAGAUGGGGAGCCUCCACUUGUAAAUGGUUGGAUUCCAUUCCUUGGGAAGGCUUUGGAGUUUCGAAAGAAUGCACAUGGAUUUCUUGCAGCACAUAAGGAGAAACAUGGAGAUGUAUUUACUGUGCUGAUUGCUGGUGGGUGAUACUAAUGUUUUAUGUAUACAUUUCAUAAUAAUGUAGUUCUAAAAAGAAGCAAAUGAAUAUUACUGAAAUGGUUGAUAAAAUAUAUGUAUUGUGCUUAUUACUAUGCUUAUUACUUAUGGCAUAAUGCUCUUUUAAAACAGUAAAGUUACGAACACACAUCAGACAAUCUGAUUAGACAAUACAUUACACAGUACACGUGUUUCAUGUCUAUUGAAAUACAAUCCUGUCCUCGUAUUUCCCCUCAGGUAAAUACAUGACAUUUAUAAUGAACCCGUUGCUGUAUCCAUACAUCAUCAAACAUGGCAAACAGCUGGACUUCCAUGAGUUUUCUGACCAAGUGGCCCCCUUGACGUUCGGCUACCCCCCUGUCAGGAGCGGCAAGUUCCCCGGCAUGGACGAGCACAUCCAGAGGUCCUUCCGCCUUCUGCAGGGCGACAACCUCGAUAACCUGACAGAGAGCAUGAUGGGAAAUCUCAUGCUUGUGUUCGAACAAGACUACCUGGAUGGGGAGAGCGAGUGGAGGACUGAAAGUAUGUACCAGUUCUGCAAUUCUGUCAUGUUUGAGGCUACUUUCCUGACCAUGUAUGGCAAGCCUGCCCACACCAACAGACACAGCGGAAUUGUGACACUCCGACAGGACUUUGUCAAGUUCGACACUAUGUUCCCCCUCCUCAUCGCCAGGAUUCCCAUCUCUCUGCUGGGAGGAACCAAAACCAUCCGGGAUAAACUCAUCAACUACUUCCACCCUCAGAGGAUGUCUACAUGGUCCAACACGUCUGGGUUCAUAAAGGAAAGAGCAGCACUGUUUGAACAGUAUGACUGCAUGGGAGACGUAGAUAAAGCAGGUACACACAGCUGAUAUACUGUAGCACCUGGGCCUAUUUAUACGUUUCUGUGAUGUACUUUACCAUACUUCCUACAUUUGAAUAUGUAAAUCCAUCUCGGUAAUAUGCCUUGCUACCGUGAUAUAUAGGCCUAAGGCCGAGACAAUAAGAAGACACAGUGGCAGAAUAAAUUCAACCACACCUUUGUUUCAUCACAAAACAAGAGAGCAACAUCUGUCCGGUAAAGUCCACAACACAUAUUGCAUGUAACAAACAGUUACAUGACCUACAGCAUGGUCAAGCAAGUUAAUGUUUCCGACAUUUUCAGACUACUAAACAUCUAUUGAUUUAGAACCUGGGAGAGUUACCGCAAGUCGCAAAGUAAACAGGCACUCACUCCACUAUUCCAGAACCAUUUCAACUGUAACAUUUCAACAUCAUCUAAUCACCUAGGCUUAGUCUAAUACAGUGACAACUAAAAAAUAGCAAAAACGAUUUAGUCCAAUUAACGUAAGCUUAAUAUGAUGUGGCUGUCCAUGGUACAAUUCAAGUUUUUUCUGUCAAUUAUAUUUAGCUUUUGAUGUGAUGUGAUUGGUGUGAAGCGAAAUCCAAACUGGCUUCCCUUGACACUUUUUUUUGGUGCACUCACUCAGUUUACCUCAACGCUGAUUGGCUAUAAUUUUUUUCUUUUUUUAUCAAGGGAGGCCAAAUGCUUGUUGGCUUCCCUUGCAUUCAAUGCUACGGGCGGCAACAAUGUCAUACUCUUUUUGACCAGAAAGCAUCAGAUAGAUGGGCUACGCAGACUGAGACAGAGGGGCGCUGUUUUGAUGCUUAUUCCGGUGAGAUACAUUCAGCCUCUUGGGAAUUGAAGUACAUUUAUAAAACACAGAGAGAUGAAAGAUACAUUAUUUUGUAUGUUUCGCUGUUGUUUUUUUGUGUAAAUGUUUAAACUACACUAAAGCUACCCUUAAGAAACAUAUAUUUAACUUAACUGAAAUUACUUUGAAAAAGUAGUUCACUACAUCCAAACUUCUUCGUGAAAAAUUAUCAUUGCAAGAUAGAUCACUUUGGGGUCAUAUGUUAACAGAAUGUGUAAUUUAGCCUAUUAAACACGUCUGAUUCCCAAAAAUAAAGGAAAUUAUUGCCGAUGUACUGAUCCUAGCCCAAGUUCAUAGGAUUUCACCCCGAUCAUGAUAAUUUGUCUGGGACGGCAAGAUUGUGGCGAAAUCGUGUAGUGUAUGCCCGGCAUUACUCUUAACUUUACCAUAUACCCUUAUACCUACACAGUAAUAACUGUAGGAACAACAUUGUAUUACCAUGUAGCUGCAUCUCUGUAUACACCUACAACAUAACAUGUGCUACUUUGACUUCAACCAGAACAUUCCAAACCUAACUAUAAGACUCUCUUCUCUGUACCUGCCCCAGCUCAUCAUUUUGCCAUUCUAUGGGCGUCGGUGGGAAACACAGUCCCAGCCACCUUCUGGGCCAUGUAUUACCUGGUGACACACCCAGAGGCCCUUGCAGUAGUGCGUGAGGAGAUCCAUUGUGUCCUGAAGGUCUCAGGACUAGAAGCAGACCACAACCGAGACGUCACCUUCACCCGAGAACAGCUGGACAGCCUACUGUAU
Molecule: messenger RNA, 2597 nt
Organism: Coregonus sp. 'balchen'
Lineage: Eukaryota; Metazoa; Chordata; Actinopteri; Salmoniformes; Salmonidae
Source: the annotation of a GenBank genome assembly